CCUGGUAAUGUGCAGAGGCAUGAGAAAGGUACAAGAUGGUGGAUAAAUCUCACUUUAUUACAGGUAAGAAAACUUGCAGUGUCUGUGAAGUGGGGGGUGGAGAUGAUGGUGUCCCUCCACUUUAAAUGAGCCAAAGUGCCAUCAAUCUCUUUCACGACCUCCUCAAAGUCUGUCCGUGAACGACGCACCUCCUUCCUCACCAAAUAUCCACGAACAUACGCCUGCUUAGAGAAGAUUUGCAACAACUAUUAGCUAUUACAACUUUCCUAUUAGCAUAACUAGCCCAGCGCUAACAAUAAGUUAGCAACUUUCCAUAUGGAUGAAGUAACCCAAAGUAGCGCCACAAACAUAAAGAGUCUAUUUACUGCUUGGCAGUAAGCAGGCAGAUAAAUUACAGAAAAGGGUUAUUACCUGAAAAAGGCAGAGUGUCUUCUCCAAGUUACGCCUGUCCAUCGCUAUGGUAACGUGACUGCAGGACCACUUGUCAGAGAGCGGGACGUUUUUGUAUGCUUCCUAUGUUGGGAUAAAAAAAAUAAAAGCUUGUCGUUAUAAUUGUAAUUUAAUGAAGAUACAAUUUCGGUGUAAUGUUUGAUUUAUUGUUAUUAUUUUUGCUUGUGUGUUAGUUAUAAACUGAAACACUUCACAAAUGACGCAAACAAGCGCUCUGGUGGGUAGGUAAGGGUUUUAUUUUGAAAAGACAAACGGAAGUACUGGACUGGGGUGGAGAAUGUAAUGGGCUCAAAGCAGCGCAGGGGGCGGUAAUGUACCACGAAGGAUGCUAACCGCCGUUCAAACACAAGAAGAAGAAAAUCGACGCGAUGCUAUGUUUAUAUCUUCUGUUAGCUCGUCAUCGCAUGGCAAUGUUUUUCAAAGUUUGUUUUUACCUAAAACUCAAACAAAAUGAGCACUUCGUCUAAUCAGAGGACUUUAUUUCAGACGUGGGGUAAGUCCGUUCCUCAAAACAAAGUUGCCCCACCGAGAAAAGAAGGAAAGAAGGCUGCUGGACAGCGCAGAACAACCCCAAGCAUCACUGUAAAGAAAACUACAACAAACCCGCUGUGGACUGAGAUAGGUAAUUGCUCUUCAAGCACAGUAGAAGCUCCUGAAGCUGCUCACGAAGAUGAUGACGACCUUAUGUUGGUGGCUGUCACUGAAGCAGAACAGAGCCUCCAACUUGAUAAUGCCAACUUAUUCCAAAAUGCGUGGCCCAUAUCUCCUAUGUCAUCAUCCGAGAAGACAUGCUAUCCAGACUUUCCUGGCUUUGACGGCUCUUCUGCUGCAGUGUGGAUCUAUCCCACGAACUACCCCAUCAGGGAGUACCAGCUGAAGAUAUCAGAGGCCGCCUUGUUUCAAAACACACUGGUGUGCCUUCCAACUGGCUUGGGAAAGACAUUUAUCGCCUCUGUUGUUAUGUACAACUUUUACCGCUGGUACCCAUCCGGGAAGAUCGUGUUCAUGGCGCCCACGAAACCUCUAGUGUCGCAGCAGAUUGAGGCCUGCUACAAAGUGAUGGGCAUCCCUCAGGCGCACAUGGCAGAGCUGACCGGCAGUACAGCAGCCAACAAGAGACAGGAAGUGUGGCGGUCCAAACGUGUGUUCUUCCUCACGCCUCAGGUGAUGAUGAAUGACCUGUCCAGAGACACCUGCCCGGCCCGGCAGGUCAAAUGCGUGGUGAUCGAUGAGGCCCACAAGGCUCUGGGCAACCAUGCCUACUGUCAGGUGAUCCGACAGCUCAGCAGCCAGACUCUGCAGUUCCGCAUCCUCGCCCUCAGCGCCACACCAGGAGGAGAUACAAAGUCAGUUCAGUCUGUCAUCUCCAACCUGCUCAUCUCCCACAUUGAGCUGCGAUCAGAAGAGAGUCCAGACAUCCAGGCCCACUCCCACCAGCGCAGUGUGGAGAAAAUGGUAGUCCCACUCGGGGAAGCGCUAGCUGCCCACCAGGCUCGCUACCUGCAGGUGCUGGAGAAGUUCAUGUCUCGUCUGGUCUCCAACCGAGCUAUGGGACACAAGGAUUUGAAGAGUCUCACCAAAUACCAGCUCAUCCUUGCCAGGGAUCAGUUCCGGAAAAACCCUCCACCCAACAUCAAGGGUCCACAGCAGGGGAUGCUGGAGGGAGACUUUGCACUUUGCAUUAGCCUGUAUCAUGGCUAUGAGCUACUCAUGCAGAUGGGACUCAGGUCACUCUUUUUUUACAUCCAGGGAAUCAUGGAUGGAUCCAGAGAAAUGUCUCGGACCAAGAAUGAGUUGCAGAGGACUCCUGUCUUCAUGGACCUUUACAGUGAGAUGGAGGCAAAGUUUGUGAAGCUACCUGGCCCAGAUGAACCGUUCAUUUAUGGUCACCCCAAACUGGAGAAACUGGAGGAGGUGGUACUGCAACACUUUAGAAUGUUGGGCGAGACCACGUCAGACAGUAAUGGUUCACCUGCACAGCAAGUAAGCACGCGGGUGAUGAUCUUUUCAUCAUUCCGUGACAGCGUCCAGGAGAUUGCUGCCAUGUUGAACCGCCACGCUCCCCUGAUCAGGGUCAUGACCUUUAUGGGGCAAGCGUCAGCAGGGAAAGGAGUCAAAGGUUUUACUCAAAAGGAGCAGCUUGAGGUGGUGAACAGGUUCCGUCAGGGAGGCUUCAACACACUGGUGUCGACCUGCGUUGGCGAAGAGGGGCUGGACAUCGGUGAGGUUGACCUCAUAGUCUGCUUUGACGCACAGAAGAAUCCCAUCCGACUCGUGCAGCGAAUGGGCCGCACCGGACGCAAAAGGCAAGGGCGCAUUGUCGUCAUCCUGGCCGAGGGGCGUGAGGAGAGGACAUAUAACCAGAGCCAGAGCAACAAACGCAGCGUGUUAAAGUCCAUCGUGGGCAACAAAAGUGGCUUCCACAUGUAUCCCAACAGUCCCCGCAUGCUACCUGACGGUGUAAACCCGACCCUGCAUAAAAUGCACAUCACCUGUGGCCAGUUUGACCACCGGGAAAGCAGAAGGCGCUCUGUGAGGGGUCGACGCUCGCACAUCGAGGGACGGGCCUCACUCAUCCACCCAUACAACCUGAAUUGUGAAGAAGGCGCAGCGUCAGGGGCCUUUCUGAGCAGCACAGAGUAUUCCCUGUGGGCGUCCAGCAUGAGGCUAGCGGAAGAUGAAGCGCAGCCAACCUUGAGACAGUCUCACUUUGUGUCCUUACCAUGUGAUGGACCAGCUCAGGAGGAUGUAUCCAGAAGCGGAGUGCCCGUCAGAGAACUCUCUCUUUGGGAAUGGAGACACUGGCAACACAGGGUGCUUCCAACCCAUGUUAUUGAUCACUCCCUGCGCUGCCAACAUUUCAUUAAGGUUAUGGAGCUCAUAGACGGCAUGCGGGAGGAAAACGAGGAGGACUGUGCUUACGAGAAGGAGCUACUUCCUUAUCUCAGUGAGGCUGGCGAUGGAGGCCAUUUAAAGAGGAUAAAGAAACGUGCAAACAUCUUCACGGAAACUGUCGACGAAUCAGUGUCCUGUGUGGAACGCUGCAACGAAGAAGGGUUAACUUCCUUAUCGGAUAAAUUGAAGCCUCAUGAUCACUCAGUUGCUUGUUCACCUCAGACGAUCAUUAAUGAGCCCAUCAUUGAGAAUCUUGCAGUGAAUUCAAACAAUAUUCCCCCUGUGAUUGAUCAGGAGCCUGAAGAAGACGUUGAAUUUCAGGCUAUGUUCUACCUUCCUAAAUGGGAUUUGCCUUCUAAGUAUCCCGUCAUCCCGGGAAGAGGCGAGAGUCUUCAAGUCAUCCUGGCCAAUGUGGCUGAGCUCCUAUCCCGAUCACCACCGCCUCUUGCAGAUUUUGACGCCAUCAUGGCCGAUUGGACAGCACCUUUUCUUCCUGAUCCUAAUCAGCCAUUCCAUGUCAGCUUUACCUUGGAUGUGGAUGAUGAUGAUGAUGAUGAUGAUGAUAGUGAUUGUGAGGCGGAUGUGUCUCAGGCAGAUAAGGACCAGCCUUAUCAGGAGCCUGUCAACAGAGACAGUCCAACUUGGGAUGAGGUCUUUGAGGACGAAGUGACAAAUGAGAAUGAGGGCAUCAUGCAUGGGCAGAAAGACCGCACAGAGCAUGUUGGAGAAGCCCCAAUCCAUGAGGACAGUGUUGAAAAAGACGAACCAAGCUGUUGGGAUGAUGUAAUGGAGAAGGAUUUGACCGAUGCUUGUGUGAAAGCCAAGCAGGACUCUGCGUUCUGUGCCCAGAUGGAUGACAGCAUGGACCUGUUUGGGGACGACGAAGCCUUCCUCCAGAUGACCAUCCCGGACAUCUCUACCCCUGAAGGUGGCGCCACACCCAGGACUUCCCCGAGUGUGGAGGACAUUGCCAAUAGCACGAAAAAGAUGCUAACCCACUUAGAGACAUGUGAUGCACGGGUAGAGCAACGACCUCUUACUACAACAGACAGUUCAACAACAAACCCACGUAGGAGUGUCGAGUCCUUUGACAGCUUGGACUUUGCCGUCAAUUUCGACCUCGGCUAUUCCCUGGAGGACUCAGAGGAAGAGGACGAUACUGUUGUCACCCCAUUAAACACCACCCUCCAGCAGCCUCAGAAGCAGGAAGCCGCUAACUCAUCCACACCUUGCAGCGGCUUCCACAGGCCCGCUGUAGCUUCAUGCUCCACCUACUUCCCCACACUUCAGAUGCUCUCGGGGCAAAGGGAGAGAGAUAAGUCGAUGCUUCUCAUGUCACCAAUGACAUCCAAGACGGGCACAUCACUAUCUCCGAUGGCAUUACCGGGUUCUGCGCUUGGCGGGCCUCGCGCUUUUCGCCUAUCACUCAGUAGUCUGAAACGGACCCGAUCAGGAGAUGGUGCAAAGGGGUCACAGAGGGUAACAGUGUCCCAUUCUGACCUUCAUCCAGCCGAGUGCAACACUGACAGCGAUGAUGAAGCCAUCAUUCAGAAGAGAAAACAUAUGAACAAGGUCAACCCUUUGUCGUCUCCCGAGGCGUCCAAAGUCCUUUCUGAUGUGAACUCGCCGCCUGUAUGCAGGAAACGUGCGACUGCGCUAAACACGUCGGAAGAAACGGAAGGCGACAGCGAUGAUUUCCAGACCGAACGAGUGGUCACACAUAGACGAGUUAUCGACACCAAGCGCAACAAAUGUCAAAAGGUACGUCAGUUUCUGGACGAGGAAGCGGCACUGUCAGACGAGGAGGAGGGAGUGGACGUUUCGUCUGAUGAAGAGGACGGGGAAGAUCAGAAUCAGUCUCUUGAUGGCUUUGUGGUGGACAACACACACCUCUCCCAGGGAUUGAAUGACUCAGAGAUGCACGGAAUAUACUUGAAGUCUGUGAGAAGCCCUGCUGUCACUGGCAGGCUCAAAAUGUCCUACAGAAAGCAUGACAACACGGACAUCUUCUCACAGGUGCCCGAGUUGGACGAAACAUACGCAGAAGACAGUUUUGUGGUCGGCAGCGAGGCGGAGGAGAGUUCAGAGGAACAGGCCGAAGAGGAAGUGGUUGAACUCAUGCCGGAGGACUCGUACGUUGACGGGAGGAGGCAGUACGCCACGCGACGACGCGUCUUCUUGCACAAAGCCCGGGCGACAAGUUCAGCUCCAGCGAGAGGCGGCAAGCGUGGUAGAGUUCUCCGCUUGGCUGAUUCCAGUGAGGAGGAAGGGGAGGAUGUUUCUGCCCCUCCGCAGACCGUCGUCAAGCUUCAACCGGAACAGAAGUCGUCUUCCUCCAUUGCAUCAAAGGUGUCGCUGCUCAGAGGAGAAGAGCGAGAUGAGAGGUGUCGCCAGAGGAUAGAAAAUCAACACCUGCUGUCUGACCAACUGGACUUUGACGCUUCAUCAGAGUCACAUGUACAAGUAGAAUCCAGCAAACUUCAGGAGACUCCAUCCACCACCUCAGACGUAGCGGCCUCGUCCGUCUCCGAGUGUCCGGUCUGCAUCCUAGUGGACAGUCGCUGCAUCAGCGGCGGCGUGGAGCUGGUGACCAGCCUGCGGCGGGGCCACGGCGCCACUGUCCGCGUGUGCUCGCUGGACGGCAGUUACUUCAUCGUGAGCGGCCGCAUGGCAGUGGAGAGGCACAGCCAGUCGGACUUGGCCUCCACGCACAACCGCAAGCGAUUGGCAGAGAGGGUGAACGGCAUGCAGGAGUUGUUUGAGCGAGUGUGUUUGAUUGUGGAGAAGGACAGAACAAGGCCAGGCGAUACAUCCCGCCCCUUCCAGCGCACGCGUCACUACGACAGCACGCUGGCGGCGCUGGUGCGCACCGGUGUGCGCUUGCUGUGGAGCGACGGCGCCGAACAGAGCGCCGCCCUGCUGGUCGAGCUGGCACAGCUGGAGCGGCGCAAAGGCCAGGGCAUCGUUGCACCACCCGCGGACAUUAAAGGUCAGCACAGCCAGCAGGCGCUGCAGCUGUACUUGAGCUUGCCCGCUGUCAACUACGUCCACGCGCUCAACAUGAGCCGCAACUUCAGCUCGGUCGCACAACUCAUCAACAGCUCAGUGGAAAGCAUCGAGAAAGGAGGCGGCAUGAGUCGAGCCAGAGCUGAGGAGAUCUACCGUUUCCUGCGCUACGACUGCGACUCCUUUCUCGUGGACAAAGUAGGAAAAGCCUGCUAGCGGUAGGAGUCAGAUACACGCACGCACACACACACCCACACACACACUCUCAGGGAAUCAUUUGUGGGUUUUUUUCUUUAUUUUGCUACUGCUGCUGCAGUUGUACUCACGGACUGGAUCAGUUUUUGCACUUUGAGCUUCAUUAGGUGAUAGGCUCAAAAUAUUUGCACAACAAAUUGGAUAGGACCAGUUUGCUUCUUGUAACAUUCUGCUCUAAGGAGUCCAAUUUGUUUAAUGGAGAUUUUUUUUAAUGAAUUAGUCUGGGACCAACUCAGCAUGUGGUGCCCAAAUAUAUAAAUAUUUGUCAAAAUAAAAACAUUUGUCAGAAUAAUGUCAACAUGUUUAAAGGAAAACUGCAUUUAAAAAAAAAAAAAAAUUGCCCAUCAUCCGCAAGCCUUAUAUGAGACAUGAACACACGUCUUCCUCUUUUCUGUGUUCUCUAAAGAUAUCAAAACAGAUAAAAGUGGCCGUUAAUUAAUUCACAUAAUGGAACAUACCUAUUCUGCCUAGAAACCCGCUAUUAAAACACCUCCAAAAACGUCCAUCAAGGUUUUAUGGUUUCAUAUACAUGCUAUGACCAUGUAGUAACAGGUACAUUCAUGAAAACAAACAGUAUUUUGGUCCUUUUAAGCAUUCCCAGAACGUACUUCCUGCGCGUAUUGAUUUCACAUAGCAACAUACUGUAGAAACGAACGCCACACCUCGGCGUUAACUUUUCCAAACUCAAAAACAAAACCACAGCAACAGUGGCCGCAGCCCCAAUAUGUAGCGUUACUUUUCGGUAAUGGCCUGAGGCAUUGUUACCGCGGCGAUGGUGCAUUGCAGGCGAGUGUGUGGUGAAGCUAGUCGUGAAUGGGCUAGUGGCUAGCUGGUGUGGUGUGGCUAGGUGUCACUACACCUGUAACGUAAUUCUUCGGCGUAACAAUAUUAAUAAUAACAAUGUUGCUGUAGCUUGGUUAAUAUGUGGGUAACAUUAUAUAAAUGCAGCGUUGUUGGCAGUUUUUGAAGGUUUUUUCGGAAGGCUGUAGAGGCGGAAUAGGUGCAUCCCAUUAUGUGUGUUCUUAGAUGCCUCUUUUUAGCCGUUUUUGUAUCUUUAGAAACACACAGAAAAGAGAAAGACGUGUUCAUGUCUCACAUGAGCGAAAAAGUGCAGUUUUCCUUUACAGCUCCAAGUAUGUACUGUACAUGACAAUGUUAAAUCCCCUUAAUAAAGUGUUAUUUUUGCAAGCAACCGCUAGGGGUCAGUGUUGGUCUAGUGCAAAUGUAUGUUAUACUUGUGUUUUAUAUUUACAAUUAUGGAUUUUGUCUAUUUUCUAUCAUUUAGUUCUUUGAAAAAAAAAAUCCCGCUAUUAGUAGUAUAGUUUUCAUGAAAAAUAUUAUCAAAUCAUUGAAUCAUUGUAAAUAAAAUCAGAAAAAAUGCAAAAUACAGUGAAAAUGAUCAAAAUCGUUAUACGGUAGUGAUAUAUAAAUUACAACAUAAAUUAUCUAAUAAAACUGACUUUAGACUUUAGAACAAUUAACAAUUAUAGUGUUGCACAUUAUUAUUAAAGAUAAAAUAAAAUCAAAAUUUUAAAAAAGGUACGACUUACUACAAUACUGUAAUAAUAAGUCCAACAAUCAAAACUAAUAAUGAAAUUACAUGAAAAAAGUCAUAAUAGCUAAGAAUUAUUGGAGAAAUACGAAUUUUAAAAUAAAACAAAAAUAAAUGACACAUUUAAGACUCGAGUAUUACAUAAAUAUCAAAAUAAAACUAGUUACAUACAAGUAUCAUAGCAAUCAUAGUAUGAAAAUGAUUUAAAAAAAUACAACAUUUAAAAAAUAUUAAUUACAGAUUUAGUAGUAAUCAAGUUUUUAUUUCACCAUUCAUUCUCUUGGCGAUGGAACGGUUUUGGUGCAAAACAAUGCACUUACAGAACACAGAAAGUGAUACAUUCAGAAAGUAGAUCCUUUAUACAAACAUCAAAGAUCAGCAUGUGUCACAUUUACAUAAAACAGAACUGGACAUAAGACAUAGAACUGCAAAUGUUCUCAAUAGAUUUUGCAUCAGCUAGACCUGCAGUCACAGUGCCACCAAUUGGCAAGGAGAGGUCACUGCAGCAAAUCGUUCCCAUACUGGAAAGCAGAUGACAAGUUAUUUUUCAUAAGGACGUUGAUAUGGUUGAAGACAAUGGCAGAUGUAACAUUUAAACACCUUGUCUUUCUUUUAAGGGAAACUAAUUUAAUUUCAUGUAGAAAAUAAACAUAUUUGCUUUAACAUGAUUACUGGUUGCUUUUAUUAUAUUUAUUUAGAGUAGUAAAAAUAUAAUCACUUUAAAACAGCAGCUUCAAGUGUCAAAAAAAAAAGCAGCAGCCGUUACUUUGUGCUUCGGGAGGGCGCACUUAGGUUUGUACGCAAACAGCAAACAGCAAGGAACAGCACCUCCUGGUUUGGGGAAAUGUGCUUAACAACACCAUGAGUUGUGCUUUGACAUUGUAACAGAGUUUUGGCUCUAAAGGGACAGAGUAAAUAAAAUAUUGUGAUUGCCAAUAAAGAAUUUAAUAAAUAAUGUGCUUCAUAAAACAAAAACACACUCAUUAGAUUUUCUGCAUUGACCACCAGCAUUUUGUUUAUAAUUACACUGCAGUGGGAAGGUCAUUGUCCAGCACAGUAACACCAUUACUAAAAUUAACAGAUAACUGAAAAGAUGACACCUUGAAUCAUUCCGAUCCUAUGACAAACACAACAACACAUGUAAUAUUUACAACCAUGUACAUUAAAGGCUUUGUAACCAUUACGAUAAAAAUGCUCAGGUGCUGUUUGACGCCACAUAGAAUAUCUGAUUGAAGGCAAUUUAUAUUCAUGUUCAAUUCCACACAUUAAGACACAUUUUUGGACUGUUACUCUCCAUUAUAGUAACUCCUGUUAUCGCAGGGUUCAUUGAUGACAAAAAUGAAGUAUACAGAACACACUGUAUGUCCAAGUGCAGCUUUUAUGGUAAUAUAUCAUUAUUAAAUAUUACGCCUUCGUGUCGAAGUGGACGUUAGUGAACAGGUCAUAGUGGACAGCUUUAGAU
Molecule: messenger RNA, 9620 nt
Organism: Dunckerocampus dactyliophorus (ringed pipefish)
Lineage: Eukaryota; Metazoa; Chordata; Actinopteri; Syngnathiformes; Syngnathidae
Gene: fancm
Product: FA complementation group M
Exons: 24
Coding region: 901-6567 (1888 amino acids)
Biological process (GO): double-strand break repair via synthesis-dependent strand annealing; interstrand cross-link repair; replication fork reversal
Molecular function (GO): four-way junction DNA binding; four-way junction helicase activity; 3'-5' DNA helicase activity
Source: RefSeq, a predicted model, not a curated record